Molecule: messenger RNA, 2601 nt
Organism: Polyodon spathula (Mississippi paddlefish)
Lineage: Eukaryota; Metazoa; Chordata; Actinopteri; Acipenseriformes; Polyodontidae
Product: zinc finger protein 883-like
Exons: 4
Coding region: 42-2522 (826 amino acids)
Biological process (GO): regulation of transcription by RNA polymerase II
Molecular function (GO): DNA-binding transcription factor activity, RNA polymerase II-specific; RNA polymerase II cis-regulatory region sequence-specific DNA binding
Source: RefSeq, a predicted model, not a curated record
GCGUCAGUGCGUCAGUCGCAGAGACGCUGAAGGAGAAGAGGAUGGAUUCUGGCUCUGUGAAGGAGGUGUGUGUGAGUCUGAAGCAGGAGAAGGAGGCACUGCUGCUGCCUGAUGGAGUGAACAGGGUGAUUGUGAUGGAGAGCCCAGCGCCGGCCAGCGAGGUCAGAGAGGUGGCUCAGCCGUCUGCCAUCUCGCGGCCCUACCUCCAUGAGAACCUGCAGUGCUACCAGUGCUUCAUCACCUUCUGCAACUCGAAGGCGAAGGAGCGGCACAUGAAGAAGAGCCACCGUGAGGAGUACAAGCAGCAGCUGCAGAGCGGCGACACGCUGUUCACCUGCUACGUGUGCGAGCGCACCUUCCCCUCCUCGCAGGAGCUCACCCAGCACCAGGGCAGCCACACCAAGGAGGACAAGCCCUUCAAGUGCGCCUGCUGCCAGCAGAGCUUUCGCACCUUCUCCGAGGUCACGGCUCACCGCCGCUCCGUCUGCCGUGAGAAGCCCUGCAUCUGCCCCGACUGCGGCCACAGCUGCAGGACCCCGGCGCUGCUCCGGGCUCACCGGCAGAGCCACCAAGGAGGGGAGAGCGAGGCGGAGAAGACCCACAGGUGCGGGAAGUGCGAGGCUCUGUUUGAAAGCGAGGUGGACUUGAUCGUGCACCAGGAGAAGCACGCCGGGCAGAGCAGGUGUAAUGGAAACGCCGCCAGCAACGCCAACCCCAAGAAAAAGAGAGGCAGGCCGCCCAAGACGAGCAGGGAGAGCGAGGAGGAGGACGAGGAGGAGGAGGAGGAGGGGAAAAGCAAGGCAGGAGGGGGAGGGAGCAAAACUCCCAAACGCGCCAAGAAACAGCCGGCCCCCAUCCCCGCCCCUGAAGGGGAGCAGAACGACGGUGAAGGAGGAGGAGGAGAUGACGAUCAUCCUGAUAAUUCCGAAGACGCCUCCGAGCCCAAGAGCGGUCGCAGGGGCCGGCCGGCCAAGGGCAAGGAGAAGGGGAAGGAUCCGGCCCCCUCCGUGUGCCAGGAGUGUGGGAAGAGCUUCGCCACACCGGCGCUGCUGAAGACGCACCAGCGGCUGCACCGGGAGAGGAAGGCUCACCCCUGCGCGGACUGCGACGAGAGCUUUGGCAAGCCCGAGCAGCUCGCCGCCCACCAGCAGAGGGCGCACUCCGGGGGGAGGCAUACCUGCGCAGAGUGCGGCAAGAGCUUCAGCAGGGAAGGGAACCUGAUUAAAACACACCAGCAAACUCACACAGGAGAGAAACCGUAUCGCUGCUCUGACUGUGGGACGAGUUUCAGUCACUCAGUAGCCCUGAAAACACACCAGCGAACUCACACAGGAGAGAAACCGUAUCGCUGCUCUGACUGUGGGACGAGUUUCAGUCACUCAGUAGCCCUGAAAACACACCAGCGAACUCACACAGGAGAGAAACCGUAUCGCUGCUCUGACUGUGGGAAGAGUUUCAGUCAGUCAAAUAACCUUGUUUCACACCAGCGAACUCACACAGGAGAGAGACCGUAUCGAUGCUCUGAUUGUGGGAAGAGUUUCAGUCAGUCAAAUAACCUUGUUUCACACCAGCGAUCUCACACAGGAGAGAAACCGUAUCGAUGCUCUGACUGUGGGACGAGUUUCAGUUGGUCAAAUAGCCUUGUUCUCCACCAGCGAACUCACACAGGAGAGAAACCGUAUCGAUGCUCUGACUGUGGGAAGAGUUUCAGUCAGUCAAGUAACCUUGUUUCACACCAGCGAACUCACAGAGGAGAGAAACCAUAUUGCUGCUCUGACUGUGGGAAGAGUUUCAGUCACACAGUAGCCCUGAAAGCACACCAGCGAACUCACACAGGAGAGAAACCAUAUUGCUGCUCUGACUGUGGGAAGAGUUUCAGUCACUCGGUAUCCCUGAAAGCACACCAGCGAACUCACACAGGAGAGAAACCGUAUCACUGCUCUGACUGUGGGAAGAGUUUCAGUCGGUCAGGACACCUUGUUGCACACCAGCGAACUCACACAGGAGAGAAACCAUAUCGCUGCUCUGACUGUGGGAAGAGUUUCAGUCGGUCAGGACACCUUGUUUCACACCAACGAACCCACACAGGAGAGAAACCGUAUCGCUGCUCUGACUGUGGGAAGAGUUUCAGUCACUCAGUAGCCCUGAAAACACACCAGCGAACUCACACAGGAGAGAAACCAUAUCGCUGCUCUGACUGUGGGAAGAGUUUCAGUUGGUCAAAUAGCCUUGUUUCACACCAGCGAACUCACACAGGAGAGAAACCUUAUCGCUGCUCUGACUGUGGGACGAGUUUCAGUCACUUAAUAUCCCUGAAAGCACACCAGCGAACUCACACAGGAGAGAAACCGUAUCACUGCUCUGACUGUGGGAAGAGUUUCAGUUGGUCAAAUAGCCUUGUUUCACACCAGCGAACUCACACAGGAGAGAAACCGUAUCGCUGCUCUGACUGUGGGAAGAGUUUCACUCAGUCAAAUAGCCUUGUUUCACACCAGCGAACUCACACAGGAGAGAAACCUUAAAGGCUAUUCGAUGGGACUUGCCACUCAUGAGGAAAAAAACGUUACCCUUGCAUUAUGAAUCCUUGUGUGUGCUAUAAGU